Pelobates cultripes (western spadefoot toad) is the source of this 393-nucleotide messenger RNA. The record is from the annotation of a GenBank genome assembly. NCBI's taxonomy places the organism in Eukaryota, Metazoa, Chordata, Amphibia, Anura, Pelobatidae.
AUGGAUGAUUUUGUUGCUACGAUGCCGGACACUAGAAGGCAGCACUAUGAGAACAAAAUGGCGCCAGCCUCCCCGGGCUCUGAGAGCGCGGGAGAACCCCAGAUGGAGGACACCCAGGUCAGUGAGCUGGCCCAGAUUAGAGCUGAACUUGCCCAAAUAUCAACAAAAAUGCUUACCAAAGCGGACACUGGCUCCUUGGUCCAGGAAAUCCGCGCAGCCCUACGUUUGGAACUUGCCGACAUGCACUCCGAUCUGACAGCGCUGGAACAAAAGGGUGGACGAAAUGGAGACAACCGCCCAGGGCUGCGAGGAGCAACACAGGGCGACGGAGGUGGCGGUUACCAGGCAGGGGAACAUGCUCCUCACGCUACGCAGGCAAGUGGAGAACUUUGA